UGCGCUCGGGGAAGGAGCGAAGCGAGGCCUGGAGCUCGGAGAUAGGGUUCUGUCUGCUCAGCUCAGCGCGGCCGCGCAGGCGCAGUCGUGGCAGCUGCGCCGGCCGUCCUCCUUCGCGCAGGCGCAGUCGUGGCAGCUGCGCCGGCCGUCUCCCUUCGCUCUCUGUGUGCGCGUGAGGGAGAAGCGCGGACGGCGGAGGCGGCUCGACAGGCGCUCUUUUCUCCCCCCCCCCCCCAUCCGCGGAUCGUGAAGAGAAGGGGCGGCCGGGAGAAACUAAGGCGCCGUCGGAGGCAGACGCUGGGCCCGCAGGCCGCGACCCGGCGAUGGGACGCGUUUGUGUCAGGCGACUCGGCGGCCUCCGGAGCGGCUGGUAGGCCGCGGCGACCGAGCCCUUGAAGGCGGAGCGGAUUCGGCGACUCCUUCCAUGUGAGGCGACCGGGACUCGUCCUGCCGGGCGCGGAGAAGGCCUUCCGCCGCGGAUGGCGCCCCACCUCCUCCGUCUCUCCCCGUCGUCUUCUCCUUCCACGCGGGCGCCUUGACGGGUCCUGGUUUCCCGAUGCCGAGCACCUCGGAGGCGACGUCCGGAGGCGGCGGCAGCGGCGUGCGGGGCUGGGCCGGCUCGGAGUCCCCGCCAGCGACGGAGAAGAAGCGGCCGCACCACCGGCGGCGGAAGCGCUACGCCUCGGCCGCACCGCCCGCGUCUCCCGCGGCGGCGCCUCCGCUGCUCUUCCCGCUGCUGCAGCCGUCGCUCCUGCAGCCGCCGCUGCCGCCGCAGUCGCUGCUCUUCCUGGCGGCCACGGGCGGCGCCGCCUCGUCCUGCUGCGGGGAAGGGGGGGAGCGGAAGCGGCCGCGCGGGAAGCGGCGCUCGGGGACGCGGCACAAGCGGCGGCGGGGCAGGGCGGGCCUGGCGGGGGGCGGCCUGGCGGGGGGCUCCGAGCGCCGGGGCCUGGCGCCGCUGGUGGAGGCGGCGGCCGAGGAGUACGACGACGUGAGCUCGCAGUCCGAGGGCCUGGGGGGCGGCGGCGGGGGGAGCCCGGCCUCCUCCUCUUCUCCCGGGGCGGGCGGGGGGAGCCAGACGCGGCCCGGGCGCUCCGAGACAGAUCGGGGCAGCCGCCGGACGCGCCGGGAGCACCGCAGCAGUAGCGGCCGGCGCUCCCGGGAGCGGCACCGGGAGCACCGGCGGCGGGGGGAGGACAAGGACAAAGCGGCGGCGGCGCAGCAGGAGGGGGCGGCCGCCAGGGGGGGAGCCGAGGCCUCGUCCUCUUCCUCCGCCAAAUCCCGCAGCCGCCACAACCACAGCCCCCGGGAGGCCCCCCGGGGCGGCGGCAGCGACGGCCGCAGGAAGGGCUCGGCUGCUUCGCCCGGCAGCGGAAGGAAGGAGCGGGACGGCAAGGCCCACCGGAGCCGGACGAAAGCGGCCAAGGAGACCCCCUCGGCUUACAAGGACCCGCCCAAAGCCUACCGCGAAGACAAGGCGGAGCCGCGGGCUUACCGGCGGCAGCGCUCCUCCGCCAGCCCUGGCCGGGAUGACAGCCCCCCUGCCCACAGGGCCUCGCAGGGCCAGCGAAGCCGCAAGUCGCCCAGCCCCCGCUCUUCGCUCAGCCCUUACCGGCGGCGAUCGCCCAGCUACAGCCGGCACAGCUCUUACGAGCGAGGCGGCGAUGUGUCGCCCAGCCCCUACAGCAGUUGGCGGAGGUCUCGCAGCCCCUACAGCCCCGCCGUCAGAAGAUCAGCAAAAUCCCGAAGUAGAAGCCCUUACACAUCAAGGCACUCCAGAUCUCGCAGCAGGCACAGAUUAUCAAGAUCCAGGAGCCGGCAGUCGAGUAUUUCUCCGAGUACUCUGACUUUCAAAAGUAGCCUGGCUGCAGAGUUGAACAAGAACAAAAAGGCAAGGGCCGCCGAGGCCGCCAAAGCCAACGUAAAAGCUUCAAACACCUCUACGCCUACUAAGGGAAAUGCUGAUGCUGGGGUGACCCAACCACCAGCCAACAACCUGAAGGAACAGAAGAAGCUAAAAACGGAGCACACACCUGCCCCUUCAGGAGCUCCAGUCUUGAAAAAUGACAAAACAAAGACAAAAGUCCCAGUUCCAGAGACAAAGGGAGAGAACAGCUUGGCUGUAGAGAAAACGGUAAAGCAAAAAACUUCUGUGGUGAAGGAGAGUAAACCAGCCCCGGUAAAGCAGCCCCUGCCUCUGCCGCCCCCACAGCCUGUUGCUGUAAAAGAGAAGAACAAGCCCCACCCGCAAAGUGCAGUGCCCAAGGAAAAGGAGCGGAAUAUUACACUGGUGACUUCCACGCUGCCUCCUUUGCCCCUUCCUCCUAUGCUGCCUGAAGAUAAAGACACAGAUAACUUGCAAGGAAGCAUUUCUGUGAAAGCCGUGAAAAAGGAAGUGGAGAAGAAAUUGCGCUACCUGCUCGCAGACCUGCCACUGCCCCCUGAGUUGCCAGGAGGAGACGAUUUGUCCCAAAGCCCUGAAGAGAAGAAAACACCAACGCAGCCCCACAUUAAAAAGAGGCCAAAAAUUUGUGGACCACGCCAUGGUGAAACAAAACAAAAAGAGAUUGACUGGGGGAAACGUUGUGUCGAUAAAUUUGACAUCAUUGGCAUUAUUGGAGAAGGCACUUACGGACAAGUUUACAAAGCAAGAGAUAAAGAUACAGGGGAAAUGGUGGCAUUAAAGAAGGUACGACUGGAUAACGAGAAGGAAGGUUUUCCAAUUACAGCUAUUCGGGAAAUUAAGAUUCUUCGACAACUUACUCACCAAAGCAUAAUCAAUAUGAAGGAAAUAGUGACUGAUAAGGAAGAUGCCUUAGAUUUCAAGAAAGACAAAGGCGCCUUUUACCUUGUAUUUGAAUAUAUGGAUCAUGACCUGAUGGGACUCCUGGAAUCUGGCUUGGUUCAUUUUGAUGAAAAUCAUAUAAAAUCCUUCAUGAGACAGUUGAUGGAAGGCUUGGAUUAUUGCCAUAAGAAGAAUUUCUUGCACAGGGAUAUUAAGUGCUCCAAUAUCUUACUAAACAACAGAGGGCAGAUCAAACUUGCAGAUUUUGGGCUUGCCCGGCUGUAUAGCUCAGAGGAGAGUCGACCCUAUACCAACAAAGUGAUCACGUUAUGGUACCGCCCUCCUGAACUGUUGCUAGGAGAGGAGCGAUACACACCUGCCAUUGAUGUCUGGAGCUGCGGGUGCAUCCUAGGAGAGCUGUUCACUAAAAAGCCAAUAUUUCAAGCAAACCAGGAACUUGCUCAGCUGGAACUGAUAAGCCGCAUUUGUGGGAGUCCUUGUCCUGCAGUAUGGCCUGAUGUGAUAAAACUGGCAUAUUUCAACACCAUGAAACCAAAGAAGCAGUACCGUCGACGACUGAGAGAAGAAUUUGCUUUUAUUCCCCCAGCUGCCCUAGACCUCUUUGAUUACAUGCUUGCUCUGGACCCCAGCAAGCGCUGCACGGCUGAACAGGCUCUUCAGUGUGAAUUUCUUCGAGAUGUGGAUCCUUCCAAGAUGCCUCCACCAGACCUCCCAUUAUGGCAGGACUGUCAUGAGUUGUGGAGUAAAAAGCGCCGAAGGCAGAAGCAGAUGGGGAUGACUGAUGAUGCCACUAAAAUUCCAAGGAAGGAUCUGUCUUUAGGCAUGGAUGACAGCAGAACCAACACCCCUCAGGGCAUGCAGACCUCUUCUCAGCUGAAGAUGCCAGGCAAUUCUAACAUGGCACUUGCGAAAGGAGGCAGUGGACAACCGCUUAAUCAAAACGAAGUCGCUCUUCUCCUGAACCUGCUUCAGUCUAAAACCAGUGUGAACAUGGCACAGUUUGCUCAAGUACUGAACAUUAAGGUGAAUCCAGAGACUGAGCAACAGUUGAAUAAAAUAAACCUUCCAGCUGGCAUUUUGGAAGCAGAACAGCCGGAGCAGCAACAGCAACAGCCACCGCCACAGCCGCCGCCGCCGCCACCACCACCACCACAGACUCCAUCCCCAGACCAGGAGCCUGUAAAACAAGUGGCAGCCCCUCAGCCUUCUGCACAGCCUGCUCCAUUGAGCCAAGCGAAAGUUGACACUGAGGUCACUCAAGCGGCUGUGCAGAGUGCCUUUGCUGUUUUGUUAUCGCAGUUAUUAAAGACUCAGCAAGGGAAGCAAAAAGAAAAUGCGCUGGAAGAAAAGGAGAACGGGUCGGGAAACGAAAUGGGGUUACAUCCCCUGCAGCCGCCAGAGCCAAGUACACCUGUGUCUACCAACUGGGAGGGGCCAGAAUCUCCAGCAUCCAUUUAUCCCCCUCUAAUCAACUCGUUGUAUGGAUGUGCAGGACAAGACGAGCUGAUCAGGCAGCCUGAGAUGAGGCCUCAGACCCCGGAAGAACGGCCUCGUAUCUUGCCCCCAGACCAGCGACCUCCUGAGCCGCCAGAACCGCCACCUAUCACAGAAGAAGACCUUGAUUAUCGGACAGAGAACCAACACUUGUCUUCUGUGGGUGGCUCUUCAGGGAUGGAUCCUCACGCUGGAGUAAAAGCGGCUCUUCUGCAGCUGCUGGCUCAUCAUCAGGCUCAAACAACAACUGAGCAGCCAGCAACCUCCACUGUGGAUUUCCAGCCAAGAGACUCCUUUAUAGCAGCUCCAGACUAUAAGGAUAGCUUUGUAUCAUCUACAUUCUCUUCUGCGUACUACCGUAGUAGUGACGGAAUAGGGAGUGGGUCGUCUGGGGCACUAGAAAGGGGGAAUUUUGUCGCAAACUCGGAGGUCCAGCCCUUAGAGAACUACAGCGCUGCUUCAUCUCACUCGAGUGGUGCUCCUCCGCCUCCUGCCUUCUCAGAACCAUUUCACAGCUCAGUAACUGGUUAUGGAGACAUUUACCUCAACACUGGUCCCAUGCUGUUUAGUGGUGAUAAGGACCACAGAUUUGAAUAUAGCCAUGGUCCUAUUGCAGUUUUGGGUAACAGUGGUGACAAUUCUGCAGGGUCAGAAAGUACUCAUUCUUUGUCCGCAAAGAUGCAGAACUAUACCUAUGGAAGUAAUUUACAAGAGCCCCCGGGCAGUGUCAGCCACCUGCAUGGACAAGCUUGGACUUCUCCCAUCCAAGGACCUGGAUAUUCACAAGGAUACAGGGGACACAUUGGCACAUCAACAGUCAGAGGUCGGGGCCGAGGAUUGCCCUAUUGAGCACCCGUUUUGUUUUUCUCCCUGUUUCCCCUCAGGCACAUCGUUUUUACCUGGAAAGACUUUGUAGCUGCCAUUUCAAAGCAGCACCCAACAGACUUGAAUAAUGUUAAUUCAACAGCUUUAUUUUUAUGUGGAAAGGGUCUUGCGUACAAUAGGAAAACUGCUUACAAUUCAUGCUGUUCUGAGGAAACCAGAUUAAUUGAUUGUACAUCUUUGCAAAUCCUAGCUAUGAAUUUUUAUAUUUUGGCAGUUUUAAGUCAAUGCUAAAUUUAGGGACAUCAGCUUUUUAUGGCACUCUUGUCAGUUCUGAACUAUGCACACACUUGUGCUUCUUUUGUAAGUUUGGACCAACUUUUAUGUAAAGAUUUUACAACAAUCAAAGCAGGGCACUGAUUUAUUUGGUAUUUCUUUUUACAAAACUACCUUGAUUCAAAAACUGUCAGUCUUUGCACUGCUUUCAGUGUUAUCUGUGGAAGGUGUUCUUUGUGCUCAUUUCAGACAAUAAAACUGUCUCUCUUGACACAGCCGUUUUAAUACAUAUUUUGGCAUUGAUUUGAUUUACUCCCAAGUCCGUCAUUCAUCUAGUAAAUGAUCCUGUCCAUCUUCCCAGUGUUUGUAUAAAAAAAAACUGUUUUACUUGAAUGGUAAGUGCCUUAAUGUAAGCUUAAGGUCUGAAAAAACAUUUCAUUAAAUUAAAAAAAAAGCUGUUUAAAAGGUACUUUGUAGUUUAAUACAAAGAAGUAAUAUUUACACUACACUGAUAGUAAUAUAUGGACAAAUGGGAUAGAUGGCAUUUUUAUGGCUUCUCACAUGCCACUGUUUAUAGGUGAGUCCAAUUAAGAAACACUUAGCUUUCUCUUUCCUCAGAUUACCUUCCCGUACUAAAUAGAGAAUGUGUGGACAAAUAACGAAAAGUAGGUUUCUUUCAAUUUUCUGUAUGAGCUUGUUCAAUUUUCUUUACCAAAUAAAAUUUAGUGUCCUGUUUUACGCAGUCUUAUUAUUUAUAAAGGAGCAGCAUUUUGUUACACAUCGAGCAACAAUAACUAGUUUUGUGUUAGAAAAUUGCUAUUUUCCAAAUAAUGUUAACUGAGGCUACAUAACCAGCAUUUAGUGGAACAGAGGUGUAAGCAGCAGUUAAUUUUUUUGGGAAACUGUGCCAACCAAUUCUGUAUUAAAUUAUUCCACUGAUAAUUUGCUACUUGAUAACUUGUUUUGGAACAAUUCCAUCACAUGUUCAAUCUUAACAGCAAAAAUGGUUCCAGAAAAUAUCACUGUGGCUCUGAGGAUGAUGCUCUCCAGCAUUGCAAACUUGUUUUGCGAGAAUGUCUUGCGUGCAGAGUUUAGGGCGCUGGGUAUGUUUUCCAUGCACUGAAAUGUUUUUAAAUGCCCAUAUUGGAAAAAGUUUCCCAACUGAUUAUCCAGUUGACAAGCUAGUGCAUAUGUAGCUAUUUUUAAAACAUGUAAUGUUUCUAUUAACUAAAUCACAACUGUAGUCUUGUUGGCGGUGACUUGAAUCUUCCAAAAGAGCGCCUAAAAUUGUCUGCUUCAAAUUCUUCACUCUAAGUGGAUAUUGCAUUGUAGGGUAUCAGUUCUGUUGAAACUUCCCUGUAAAUGACAUGAUGUCGCCAUCACUAUCAUUUAGAGAAUACUGACUGAAAAUAAAAACAGCUAAACUGGAA
Molecule: messenger RNA, 6825 nt
Organism: Sphaerodactylus townsendi
Lineage: Eukaryota; Metazoa; Chordata; Lepidosauria; Squamata; Sphaerodactylidae
Gene: CDK13
Product: cyclin dependent kinase 13
Exons: 14
Coding region: 557-5146 (1529 amino acids)
Biological process (GO): protein phosphorylation; transcription elongation by RNA polymerase II; positive regulation of transcription elongation by RNA polymerase II
Cellular component (GO): cyclin/CDK positive transcription elongation factor complex; nucleus
Molecular function (GO): RNA polymerase II CTD heptapeptide repeat kinase activity; ATP binding; cyclin binding
Source: RefSeq, a predicted model, not a curated record